AGCGCGCAGCCGUCGAGGACCCCGACUACUACGUGCAGGAGAUCUGGAACCGGGAGCCUUAUUACGCACGCCCGGAGCCCGAGCCCAAGCCCGAGCCCUUCUCGCCGCCGCUGCCCCCGGGGCCCGGGAAGGAGGAGCGGGAACCGCGCCCGCCCGAGCCCAGGCCGCCCAAGAAGGCGGCCAAGCCCAAAAAAAGCUCCCAAGAAGAAGUUGGCUCCGGAGACGCCUCUCCCAGGUAAAAAUAGCAACAGAAAAGGCAUGAGAACCAAGAGCUCUGAGAAGGCUGCCAGUGAUGAUCACAGUGUCCCGGUGGCCCGUGAUGUGGUCAGAGAGGGUUGCCCACCCCUUGGUCUGGAAACCUUAAAAAUCACAGACUUCCAGCUCCAUGCGUCCACUUCGAAGCGCUACGGCCUGGGGGCGCACCGAGGGAGGCUGAACAUCCAGGCAGGUAUUAAUGAAAAUGAUUUUUACGACGGGGCCUGGUGCGCAGGGAGGAAUGACCUCCGUCAGUGGAUUGAAGUGGACGCCAGACGUCUGACCAGAUUCACUGGUGUCAUCACUCAAGGGAGGAACUCACUCUGGCUGAGUGACUGGGUGACCUCCUAUAAGGUCAUGGUGAGCAAUGACAGUCAUACGUGGGUCACUGUUAAGAACGGAUCCGGAGACAUGAUAUUUGAAGGAAACAGUGAAAAGGAGAUCCCUGUCCUCAACGAGCUGCCCGUCCCCAUGGUGGCGCGCUACAUUCGCAUAAACCCGCAGUCCUGGUUCGACAACGGGAGCAUCUGCAUGAGGAUGGAGAUCCUCGGCUGCCCGCUGCCGGAUCCAAAUAACUAUUAUCACCGACGGAACGAAAUGACCACCACCGACGACCUGGAUUUUAAGCAUCACAGCUAUAAGGAAAUGCGUCAGUUGAUGAAGGUGGUGAAUGAAAUGUGCCCCAACAUCACCAGGAUUUACAACAUCGGCAAGAGCCACCAGGGCCUGAAGUUGUACGCCGUGGAGAUCUCCGACCACCCUGGGGAGCAUGAAGUCGGUGAGCCCGAGUUCCACUACAUCGCGGGGGCCCACGGCAACGAGGUGCUGGGCCGGGAGCUGAUGCUUCUGCUGAUGCAGUUCCUGUGCCAGGAGUACCUGGCGGGGAACGAGCGCAUCGUCCACCUGGUGGAGGAGACCCGCAUCCACAUCCUCCCCUCCCUCAACCCCGACGGCUACGAGAAGGCCUACGAGGGGGGCUCGGAGCUGGGAGGCUGGUCCCUGGGACGCUGGACCCACGAUGGAAUUGACAUCAACAACAACUUUCCAGACUUAAACACGCUGCUCUGGGAGGCCGAGGACCGGCAGGGCAUCCCCAGGAAAGUUCCCAAUCACUAUAUUGCAAUCCCUGAGUGGUUUCUGUCUGAAAAUGCCACGGUGGCGGUGGAGACCCGGGCCGUCAUAGCCUGGAUGGAAAAAAUCCCCUUUGUGCUGGGCGGCAACCUGCAGGGGGGCGAGCUGGUGGUGGCCUACCCCUAUGACAUGGUGCGGUCACUGUGGAAGACGCAGGAGCGCAGCCCCACGCCCGACGACCACGUGUUCCGCUGGCUGGCCUACUCGUACGCCUCCACCCACCGCCUCAUGACGGACGCCAGGAGGAGGGUGUGCCACACGGAAGACUUCCAGAAAGAGGAUGGGACUGUCAACGGGGCUUCCUGGCACACUGUGGCCGGAAGUCUCAACGAUUUCAGCUACCUUCACACAAACUGCUUCGAGCUGUCCAUCUACGUGGGAUGUGAUAAAUACCCGCACGAGAGCCAGCUGCCCGAGGAGUGGGAGAAUAACCGGGAGUCCUUAAUCGUGUUCAUGGAGCAGGUUCACCGCGGCAUUAAAGGCUUGGUGAGGGAUUUGCACGGAAAAGGAAUUCCAAAUGCCAUUAUCUCGGUAGAAGGCAUUAACCAUGACAUCCGAACAGCCAAUGACGGGGAUUACUGGCGCCUCCUGAACCCCGGAGAGUAUGUGGUCACAGCCAAGGCAGAAGGUUUCACUUCAUCCACCAAGAACUGCAUGGUCGGCUAUGACAUGGGGGCCACGAGGUGCGACUUCACACUCAGCAAAACCAAUAUGGCCAGGAUCAGAGAGAUCAUGGAGAAGUUCCGGAAGCAGCCCGUCAGCUUGCCAGCCAGGCGGCUGAAGCUGCGGGGGCGGAAGAGACGACAGCGCGGGUGACUUCCCAACUCUUGAGUCGUGUCCUGGACCCCUGCAAAUUAAACCACCCUGGUUGUAGCUCCGUAGAGGACUCACUCCUUGUUGUUUUCUCUGUAAUUCAAGAAGGCCUGGGGGAAUGUGUGCAUUGCAAGGCUGGUCCUGAGGGGAGGCUUAGGAUAUUUUCUUUGUUCCCAUUUACCCAAAUAACUUGGACGCAGCAGCAGAGGAGGGCUGGUGAGGGUGAGAGAAUUCAGCAAGUCAGCUUGGGAGUCGAGAGAGAGAGGAGCUUGCCAGUUGAGGUGUCCUGGCUGCACAAGGGAAACUGAUGCUUCUCCUGUUUGCGUGACAGCAAGAGUUGCCUAUUCAUUUGCAAUUUGCACGGCUACAAUGGCAGCAGCGUUCCCAGGGCUCUGCUGUCCCAAAUGUGACCAUUUGAGAUGCCCGUGGGCAUUCUAAGAGAAUCUACCCUCUCUGGCCCCGGGACAUUCCAAGCUGCUGCAAAUAAAUCCUGCACUCUGUUGACAAUAGAGACAUUACCAAGUGAGCAUCAGUCAGCCUCUCGAAUCAGCUUAGUUUCCCUUUCAACAAAGGAUCAUGCUCAUAAAAGGAGAGAAAGGCUGAAAUAAUUCAAGGGUGAGAGUGGGCAGCAAGCGGGCACUGGGGCUUGUGGCAUGCAUGCUGGGUCCACGGAGAACCCCCCAAACUCCCUGCUGCUACAGUAGCUCUAGGGGUCCCCUGGACGGGGAGAGCAGGAGAUGCAAGCCUUCUUAAGGAACCAGAUCAGUUAGCCCGGCUCUCCUCUUUGACCUGAGAGGACUUGGAAAGAGCUGGAAGGAGGCUGGAACAAUACAUUCCUCCUUUCCUGGAAACGAGCACCCCUAAGCUGGCCUGACAUCACUCUGGGAGUUAUUUUUGGUGUGUGAGAUGCCAGACCCUCUAGAUUCGGCUCCAUUUGAUGAAAAGCUCUUAGAAUUAUCUGCGAGCAUCAGUGUGGGAGGGGUUAUUGCAUCGCCGAGCAAGAAAACAGUUUGUCUCACUUUUUAUUCGUGUUGCUGCCUCACUGACCUGGGAAGACUAGAAAAAUAAAGAAAGCAAACUGUAAGAGCCUUGUAGUGUGUGGUUUUCCUGGGUAGACUUGCAGCCACCCCAACGCCACGCCCACCGCCUCUCUCUGCCAUCAGUCGCCCUAGAGAAGGCACCUGCUUGGGGAGGAGCAUCCUGCCUCCCCGUCAGGCUCCGCAGUGGUGCUGACAGCUGCUCGUUCCCGGCCUCCUUCCCUGGAAAAGCGUGUGCUGGGGUGAAAUCGUCCCGACACCUGGGACCCGCCAGUAACUCCUGCGGAUGCCAGUGAGCAUCUUCCCAGGAAAGAGCCUCGUGCCACUUUUCGGCACUCUACGCUAGAGAUCGGCCAACUUUUCUUAUAAAGGGUCAGAUAAGAGAUAUUUUAGGGUUUUCAGGCUAUAAAGUCUCUGUCGUAAGUACUCAGCUCUGCUGCUGUAGCCCCAAAGCAGACAUUACACGUUAACGAAUGGACGUGGCUGUGUGCCAGUAACACUUUAUUUGUAAAAACACAUGGCAGCUGGAUUUGUCCCCCUGCCCCAGGCUGGGGCGUCAUUAGCUGACCCCUGCUAUAUACUGGUGCUACCCAACAGAACUUUCUGCAGUGAGGAAUGUUUCUUCAGGGUGAAAUCAGUCCAGAACCUCUGUUUCCAGCAGGGAAGCCUCCAUCUGUUUAUCCGUAUACUCCCACUCAAGGCCCCGGUGGCCACUGCAGCAUUACUCUUUUUGAUGCCACCUGAGUUUUCUGUUAAAAGACAGUUCGGAAGCUGCUCAAAUCAGGAUCCUUUGGUGAGCACAGCUCAGCUUCUAUGACUUUAAUGGGAAACCCCAAGAUUGGUUCAGUCUUUGUAUAACAAAGGCAUUAAGAACAGCUUUAAAACUGCAUGUGUUUGUAACGUAUAAAUCAUGAUGUGGUAUGAAUGAUGUUGUGUCUAUGUGGUAUUGUGGGUGGCUGGGCCAGGGAAGUAUCCCAGGUUUGCAGAUUCAGAAUUGGCGCUGGUGGUCACCACCCUGCCAGGAGCAGCUCAAAUUUCCAUGCCACUUCGUGUUGGUGUCCCCAUACCCAGUGCGGGAGUCACAGUGGUUGGGGUCACUGCCACCGACAAAGCUGCAUCCAACAGGACUGGCCAGAAAGCUGCCAGAGACAGGCCCCCCACAGCCUGAUUCUGCGGCUGAGCUCUGGGUACCAGACAACCUCUCUUGAGGCCAUGGACUUCCUCUGCCAGUCUAUCUCCUGCUGCAUAAACACAGCUCCAAGUUCCCAGCCAAGGCACAAGGAGUCCAGGCAAAAUUAGAAAAAAAGAAAUCAGAGCUGCAGCCCAUGGGAAAGUCUUCCAGUGCCUUCUGGUAUGUACAGAGGGGAGUGACAGGUCUUUAGAGCUGAGGGGCACCUCAAGAUCAAUGAGUCCAAGGACGGAAACCAGGUUUCUGUUUGCAGGCCAAUUCUGAUGUAUUGGUAGUGGUUGCUUGGAGCUCUGUGUUAAGAAGGAUUCUGAGGCAGAGUCCUGGGUCAAUGGGAAAUGAUGUCACAAUUGAUUAGCUAUGUCUGCUGUGCAUAUGGGAAGGGGUGACAGCAGUGAUGCGUCAAGCUUCCAUCCUCGAGCUAGUCCAAUCCCCUGGGUUUAGAGAUUGAAAAACUGACGCCCAGGGAGGUGCACUAAGUAUCCAAAGUUGUUCAGUUCAUGGUAGAGGCAGGACUCUCAGGGCAAUGCUCUUUUUCCUCUGCCCUCCUGGAACACUGUCAAUAGUUCCUGGAGCAGCCCUGCAGUCUUGCCCUGACUCUGUUGGGAGCAGAUCCUGCCCCCAGGCACUGAUGGAAGUAUUGGGAGCCAAGGGUACAUUUCAGAAAUCGGAGGAAAAAAGAUGGGGGGAAUCUCUUAGUAAGGAACUUAGUAAGAAACGUAAGAUAGAAUGUGUCACAAAGCCCCAAAGAAGCUCUUGGGCUUGAUUCUGGAUGCUUUUUUUGCCGUCAAAGCUCUUUGUCCUCUUCAGAUAACCUAACAGCUGGGUGCUGCCCAGGCAGGGGAUUCUUUGGGUCAAGAAGAAGAGGGAAACCUUUCAACCCCAUGGAGAAAGUUCCCCUGGCACCCACAGGCCUGCAGAGGAGGGAAAGAGCCCACUGGUCUCUGCAUCUCCUGGAGGGGGUGUGGCGCAGUGGGAUGGAGAGGGAAGGGAUGGAGCUUUGGGGAGAGGGGCUUAAGUUUGAUCCCACUACUCUUACUGUCUGAGUGAUGCUGAACAAGGUGCCUCAUCGCUCUGAGAUUUCCCAUCUCUAAAAUGGGUUUAGUAAUCCCUGCCUCUUAGAGUUGUUGUGGAGAUUCGAUCAAUGUUAAUGUAUUUAAAAUGCUUAGAAUCUUUAGCAUCAAAAAGAUCUAGUAACAAAAGUGGACUAUGCUUAGAGAAAAGUGCAACCACUUUAGAAAACAAUCUGGUAGUUUCUCAAAAUGUUAAACCUGGAGUUACCAUAUGAUCCAGCAGCUCUUCUCCUGGGUAAACACUCAAGAGAAAUGAAAACAUGUCAGCACGAAACUUGUGUGGGAAUGUUCACAGCAGCAUUAUUCAGAGCAGCCAAAAGGUGGAGACCAUCCAAAGGGUCCAUCAACUGCUAAAUGAGUAAAUGACAUGUGAUCUAUCCAUACAAUGGAAUAUUAUUCAGCCAUAAAAAGGAAUGAAAUCCUGAUACAUGCUACAGCCUGGAUGAACUUGGAAAAUAUGAUGCUAAGUGAAAAAAGUUGGUCGCAAAAGACCACAUAUUGUAGGCCUCCUGUUUAUAUGAACUGUCUGGAAUAGGCAAAUCCACAGAAUGGUGGGUGAUCCACAGCAACAGAAAGUGUAUGAGUGGUUGCUGGGGGGCUGGGGAGAUGGGGUGGAGGUGAUGGCUAAGGGGUAUGGAGUUUCAUCUGGUGGGUAAUGAAAAUGUUCUAAAAUUGACUGGGGUGAUGGCUGAACAUCUCUGAUAAAAUAUUGCACUAUACACUUGCAAUGAGUGAAUUGCAUGGUGUAGAUUAUACCUCAAUAAAGCGUUAAAAAAA
This is a messenger RNA of Vicugna pacos (alpaca), 6272 nucleotides long. It is a transcript of the gene CPXM2, whose product is annotated as carboxypeptidase X, M14 family member 2. Gene Ontology annotation, molecular function: metallocarboxypeptidase activity; zinc ion binding. The record is from RefSeq and is a predicted model, not a curated record. Gene Ontology annotation, biological process: proteolysis. Lineage: Eukaryota; Metazoa; Chordata; Mammalia; Artiodactyla; Camelidae.